Molecule: messenger RNA, 1783 nt
Organism: Prorocentrum cordatum
Lineage: Eukaryota; Dinophyceae; Prorocentrales; Prorocentraceae
Source: the annotation of a GenBank genome assembly
UGCCCGGCCGGGCCCUCCUCACCUGCCCAUCCCACCUACUCACCCCCUGCACCUCCCUUCCCAACUCCGGGGCCAUGGAGAUGGACGUCGAGGGAGGAGGGCCAGAGAGGAACGAGGGGAUGCAGAACAGGAACGACGAGAUGCAGGACAGGGACGGAGCGGCCGCUGCCGCGCCCUCCGGAGCAGCCCAACUUGGCGGCGCACCCCGCGCCGUUGCUGCCCCGGGGGGCGCCGCAGGUGCUGGGCCCACUCUUCUACAGGAAGGUGUUCGACAGGGCAGAGAGGCUCCACUACAUGACGAGCGAUCGUCGCAUCCACGUGGCGAUGCUGUAUCGGCUUUGCCGCAGGCUGUCGGAUGCCCUCGGCUCGACAGAGAUGCUGUUCGACCCCAUGGAGAUCUUCGAGAAGCCGUGGGUCACGUGGGAAGACAUGCGGGGCGUGCUGGAGGGCGGCGAAUCCAAGAUGAGCGUUGUCCUCACGCGGCACCCCCUGGAGCGUGUGAACAGCGUCAUGCAGGGGGAGGGCGACCUGGACAACGGCGGCUCGUAUCUGGGACUCUUCUGGUCAGUGUUUUCUUUUAUCAUGAUACUGACGAGCAUCGCGGCGAUUAUGUACGAGGGGCUGCAGGGGUUGGGCCUCCAAACGGCGAUCGUCGUCAUCUUCACCUUCGACUACCUGGUGAAGCUCAUCUGCUCACCGUACGUUCGCGUCGCGCUGGCCAACAUCGACAUCCUCGUGGAGAAGGUCGUGCCCGACUCCGAGAGCAGCGAGCUCCAGCCACGAGAGACGACGAAGCAGCAACGCCUGUUGAGCCACCUCCUGGCCCCGAUGAACAUCGUGGACCUGGCGUCCAUCUUGCCCCUGUGGGUGGAUACCUUUGGGGCCGAGUCUGGCCUCAAGCUGGGAUUCCUGCGCAUCCUGCGGAUCUUCAGGGUCGUUCGGCUGCUGAAGGCGGGGACCUUCAGCGAGACUCUGCAGGUACUCGGCGAGACGAUACGCAGGAGCCUCAACUCCUUUGUCGUCUUGGUGAUCUGGAUCCUCAUCAUCGCCACCGUGGUCGGCACUGUCCUGAACAUGAUGGAAGAGGAGAACGGCAAGUGCGAGGACCCCGAGAACCCCGACGGCCCAAAGAUUCAUUGCAGGUGGACAUUCGACUCCGUCUCCACGUCAGUGUAUUGGGUGAUUGGGCGCCUCUGUAACAUGCACGGCAGCUUGUUGGCGGGGGGCCAGAUUCCGAAGGGGGACGCAUCUUUUUUUCUUGUCCUCUUCCUGGGCAUCCUCAAGGGCUGCUGCUUGGUCGUGCCCGUUGGGCAGAUCGCGACGGCCUUCAAAGAGGCGGACGGGGAUUUCAAGAGGGCGCAGGGCAUCACCGCACAGAUCCGUGCCGAGAAUCAUCUGCCUCUGGGUACCGAUUGGGUCAAAGAUCGCCAGUCGCCCUUCGUGUCGGUCAACCUCAUGCCUGCAGACAGUUUGGCAUCGAUCGGCGUCGCCAGCUUCAACGUACCCCUGAACCGUAGCCGAGAGCUGUCCGCCACGCUCGACGUGCCCGUGGACAGCAGGAGCAUGCGCCGGACAUUCUCUUCCGUCAGCCCGUGCAUACGAGUCAUCAGGGAGUCGCCUGGGCCCCGCGCGAGGACUUCCGGAGCGGCAGCACCGCCUGCCCCGCGGGCACGCUCACCCUGGCGCUCCUGGGGGGCUCCGGCUUCACGGCGGCCCGGAAGGGCAGUGGCGGGUGAGGUUCCGUGUCCCCGUGGGUCUCCACGGCGAGGGCGCCAUGCAGGAG